Sinocyclocheilus grahami is the source of this 2736-nucleotide messenger RNA. Its product is annotated as kinase suppressor of Ras 1-like. Gene Ontology annotation, cellular component: cytoplasm. NCBI's taxonomy places the organism in Eukaryota, Metazoa, Chordata, Actinopteri, Cypriniformes, Cyprinidae. The transcript is spliced from 18 exons. Gene Ontology annotation, biological process: Ras protein signal transduction; protein phosphorylation. Gene Ontology annotation, molecular function: protein kinase activity; ATP binding. The coding region runs from base 60 to 2465 and encodes 801 amino acids. The record is from RefSeq and is a predicted model, not a curated record.
CAGACAUCACCUCGGUAUCGGCAGUCCCUGUGAAGCUGUCUCUGGAUGCUCUGCUGCAAAUGUCCAGUGUGCAGGUGGAAGACACCAUGAAAAGACUGGGCUCUAGCAGUGAGGAGUGUUCCCGCAUCACCGCUGCCCUCUCCUGUCUCAAGAGCGCUACUGACACAGGUGCAGUACUUAAGAAAGAGGGCAUCCCGUGGAUAGCAGAACCCGCUCACCGUGACAGUACCUCUGUUGACCCGCUGUCUUGUUCUAUGCGUGCACAUCAGUCUUACAGUCCCAGCCCAACCAGCUGGCCCCCUUCUUCUGCUUUGCCUGCCCCUCGUUCCUGUGUCUCUGUUUCUGCUCUACCCUCAACAGACUUCCCUACAAUCGUCCACCCUCAGUGUGAUGGGCUGACGGACCCUUUUUCAUCCUCCCCGCAGCUGAACCGCUGCACCCCCAGGCUGCUGUCCGCCCCUCCAGUCACACCGCCACCGAGAAGGUAUGGCAAACUAAAGCCCCCACGAACUCCACCACCUCCAUCCCAUAAGCUGCUAAAUCUCCUGCCCAACAUCACCCUCACACGCAGCAAGAGCCAGAGCCAACUGGCCAACCGGAUCGAUGACCCUACACCCAAGAAGAGCGGGAAGAAAAACAAGCCGCUUCUGAAUGUGCAGGUAAAUGGUGGCGGAAACGGCUGGGAAGACUCGCCCUCACGGUCACCAAUGUUGUCUGUCCGUUCCCCCUGCAUCCUACCAAACACCCCCAGUCACCUGGGAGAUCCCACGGGUGUAAGAAAUAAUGUUGCAUCCCACGGAAGCUCUCCGCUAAUCAUGAGGAAGGAUAUUGGUCUGGAUGUCACACACAGGUUUUCCACCAAGUCCUGGUUGUCUCAGACGUGUCAGGUGUGCAAGAAGAACAUGAUGUUUGGUGUUAAAUGCAAACAUUGCAAGGUGAAGUGCCACAAUAAAUGUACCAAAGAGGCCCCUAAGUGCAGGAUUUCAUUUGCUCAGUUUCCAAACAAGAUCAGAAGAACAGAGUCAGUACCGUCAGAUAUCAAUAACCAGGUUGAUCGACCGGCAGAGUCUCAGCAGUACGGAACAUUACCGAAAGCAAUAAACAAAAAGGACCACCCUCCAUCACUGAGUCACCUGGACUCCAGCAGUAACCCUUCCUCCACCACCUCCUCCACCCCCUCCUCCCCUGCCCCCUUCGGUCAGAGCAACCCCCCAAACGCCACCCCACCACCCAACCCCUCCCCUAAGGGUCACGUUGACAGUCGAUUUCACUUCCCAGCUGCCUACUACUUUCAGCAUAGACAACAGUUUGUCUUCCCUGACGUAUCCAGUUCCUCGCAUUCAGAUGGAGGUUGCAACACCGGAGAAACAGAUCAGUUGGGUGGUAAUGUCAACCAGUUGUCAACAGGCCAAAGGGAAGCUGUGGAUGAGGAGCAGCAAGGGAACGACGGUCAGGAUCAGGAAGGUUCGGACGAUGAAAGUGAAGGCGAUGAAGUGGAUGACCUGCCCAACUGCAGGGGCUACUGGAAGGACCACAUAAGCCGUAAGGCCAGCCAGACCAGCGUUUACCUGCAGGAGUGGGAUGUGCCUUUCGAGCAGCUGGAGCUCGGAGAGCUGAUCGGUAAAGGCCGCUGGGGGAAGGUGUGCAGGGGCCGCUGGCAUGGAGAGGUGGCCGUUCGCUUGUUAGAGAUUGAUGGUAACAACCAGGAGCACCUAAAGCUGUUCAAGAAGGAGGUGAUGAACUACCGGCAAACGCGACACGAGAACGUCGUGCUGUUUAUGGGGGCCUGCAUGAACCCGCCUCAUCUGGCCAUUAUCACCAGCUUUUGUAAAGGACGGACGCUCUACUCGGUUGUCAGGGAUUCUAAACUUGACAUCAACAAGAUAAGACAAAUCGCUCAGGAAAUUGUGAAGGGAAUGGGUUACCUCCAUGCAAAGGGAAUUGUGCACAAAGAUUUAAAAUCUAAGAAUGUUUUUUACGAUUCAAACAAAGUGGUCAUCACCGAUUUCGGUCUGUUUGGGAUGUCUGGAGUGGUCCAGGAGGACAGGCGGGAAAAUGAACUGAAGCUUCCACGAGGGUGGAUCUAUUACCUGGCUCCAGAGGUCGUGCAAAAGAUGGGACCAGGAAACCAAGACUGUUUGCCCUUUUCAAAAGCUGCUGAUGUUUAUGCAUUUGGCACUAUCUGGUAUGAACUCCAGGCUAAAGAAUGGCCUAUCGUUAACCAACCGACUGAAGUUUUGAUCUAUCAGCUGGGAAAUGGAGAAGGCAUCAGAACGUUACUGACCCAGAAGGGUACAAGCUUGGGCAAGGAGGUUACGGAGAUCUUGUCAGCCUGCUGGUCCUAUAAGGUUGAGGACAGACCCACAUUCACUCAGCUGUCAGACUUACUAGAGAAGUUGCCGAAGCUCAAUCGCAGACUCUCACACCCCGGGCACUUCUGGAAGUCUGAGGAGUAUGUAUCCUAGUCUGGAAAGCUAGCAUGCUGUGGAUCCCCCUUUUUUGGGGGUGUAGUUUAGGGAGCAUGAAAACUAACUGAUCGUUUGGAGCCGACCUGUGUAUUGUUUUUUGUCUCUAUUCUGAGCCUACUUAAUUUUACACCAUUGGAUUUUUAGUGUAACGAGAGUCAGAAGGAUGCUGUGCAUGGAUUCAACCAUUAUAUAUUUGGUCAAACCUACGGAGCCCCGCACAUGGCAUGCAGGAAAAAAAUUGUAGGCUAAAUCGUGUGCAUGAUUUACU